Panicum hallii is the source of this 1729-nucleotide messenger RNA. RefSeq names its product probable BOI-related E3 ubiquitin-protein ligase 2. Gene Ontology annotation, molecular function: ubiquitin-protein transferase activity. The record is from RefSeq and is a predicted model, not a curated record. The transcript has 3 exons. Lineage: Eukaryota; Viridiplantae; Streptophyta; Magnoliopsida; Poales; Poaceae. Bases 81 to 1028 code for a protein of 315 amino acids.
CGUCUAACCAACCAACCCCUCAUCCACUUCGCGCCUCCUGCCCGACGCCCGCUUUCCUUUGCUUCGCGUUGGCGCCAUCCAUGGCCGCGCAGGCGCGCCACCCCUCCCACGCCUUCUUCUUCCCCCACGACUUCCACGCCUUCAGGGCUAUGGAGGACGCAGCGGCGGCCGGCACGGCGUUCUUCGACGAGUACGGCUGGUGCGCGCCGGCGGCAGCGCUCGGCGACGCGACGGUGCCCAGCGACUUCCCGCGCGGCGAGCUGGCGUGCAACUACGGCUUCGGGCCGAGGAAGCGGCCGCGCGUGGCGGCGGCGGCGGGUUUCUUGGAGGAUCACUGCGCGGUCCUGCCCCCAGCGGUGGCGGCGCAGGAGCUUGUGCCGGUGACAGGGGGCAACGGGCAGGGAAGGGCGGUGGGCUCCGGCACGGCGUCCACAAGCGGGAGCGUGGCCAAUGGCGCCGGGGCCUCGCAGUCGCAGGGCCUCCUGUCGAGGCUGUACCACCACCAGGGCCUCGAGAUCGACGCGCUCGUAACGCUCGAGAGCGAGAGGAUGCGCGCGGGGCUGGAGGAGGUCCGGCGCAGGCACGCCCGGGCACUGCUGGCGGCCGUGGAGCGCACCGCGUCGGGGCGGCUGCGCGCGGCGGAGGCCGAGCUGGAGCGGGCGCUCCGCCGCAACGCGGAGGUCGAGGAGAAGGCCCGGCAGGCGGGAGCCGAGUGCCAGGCGUGGAUGGGCGUCGCCCAGAGCCACGAGGCCGUCGCCGCCGGCCUCCGCGGCACGCUGGAGCAGCUCCUCCAGUCCCCCCGCGCGGCGGCCUCCGUGGGCGAGGCCGAGGACGCGCGGUCGUGCUGCUUCGAGGCGCCGGCCGCGGGCGCGGCGCCGUCGUGCAGGUCCUGCGGCGGCGGCGGCGCGUGCGUGCUGCUGCUCCCGUGCCGGCACCUGUGCCUCUGCCUCUCGUGCGAGGCCGGGGUGGACGCGUGCCCCGUCUGCGGCGCCGCCAAGAACGCCUCGCUUCAUGUCCUGCUGUCCUGAAGCCACACAUGAUCGCUCGAUCAGACGGCAGUGACCAGAAUUGCAGUCUGGAAUUGGGGAAAGAGUGGCACAAGAGCGACAGCGAAUCAACUUACACCGAGAGACCGGAAUUGUUGUUGCGACACCGUCUUGACUCUUGAAGAUGCCUGAACCUGUGCAACAGAGUGAAUGGAGUCUGCAUCCAAGAGAAAUGGAAUCAUGCCUCAGACUACCUUCAGUUCAGUUACCGGAACCGGCGAAGAUGGUGUACAAGCAAGUGUGAUGGGACAAGUUGGCAAUGCUCGUUACGGAGAAGCGCAAUUGUUUGGAUCAUGAAUCUGGUAGCAGGGGUUGAUUCUCAGGGUGCUAUGUGAAGCCAGCUUUCGAUGCAGACAGUCCUGAACAUUGAUCAUCUCAGGCGUUUCGAACUUCAGAGAAGUGGUUUACAGUUUACUGGAGGCAUUCUUUCAGUAGAAGUUCGACAGCAAUUUCCGAGCCGUCAGAAUAAAUUGUUCCGGCGUCAUCAGUCUUCUGAAUACCAAUGGAUCUGGCCUCCAAAUUGUAUCGCAAAACUCUGCUUGCUAAAAUCUGCUACGGUUAGCGAGCGAACAUCGGUGUUCCGAGUAGUUCAGACGACUGCGGCGAUCAAGACGUUGCACACGAACUGCAACACAGAUACUUAACGGCGCAAGGGCCAAAACUGCUGCAGAAAUUGAGGCCGG